Messenger RNA from Prorocentrum cordatum, 152 nucleotides. NCBI's taxonomy places the organism in Eukaryota, Dinophyceae, Prorocentrales, Prorocentraceae. The record is from the annotation of a GenBank genome assembly.
GUGGAGAAAGUGAGUACUGCGCCAUACUGAAGGGCGCGACGCAUGCGUUCGGUCUGCAGCCCAGUCUGUACGAUUUCGGCGUCAGGCAUCUGUCUCCGAUCAAGCUGGCCUUGGCGCCGGUAGAGUUGCGCAGUGACAGUGUGGCUGCCGAG